AUGAAGUGUACAGAUGAAGAGAAGGUGGAGUUGGCUGCAUAUCAUCUUCGGGAUCAAGCCGUCACUUGGUGGGACAUGCAGAAGUCGAUCUUUGGGGAACAACAUAUCACGUGGCAGAUGUACCGGGAGGCAUUUGAGAGACAGUAUUUUCCGAUUACAUUUUGUCUAGCUCGUCGUCAGGAGUUUCUGAACCUUAAGCAAGGCGACCGUUCUGUGAUGGAGUAUAAUGCAGAAUUUAGUAGAUUGGCCGAGUUUUGUCCUCAUUUGGUGGCUCAGGAUUAUGAUCGGAUGCAUCAGUUUACUCAGGGAUUGGCGGCAUACAUACGACUCAAGAUGUCCGGAUUUCCCGGUAGUUCUUAUCGAGAGGUCUUAGAUCGGGCAUUAUUCAUUGAGAUGACUCAGCAACAGGUGAAUAUGGAAAAAAGUAAUAAUACACAAGUGACACAGAAGAAAGAGAAAAGAGGUCAAAGCUCACAAGUUACUUCAGGAGGGUCCUCUCCACCGCAGAAGACAAGGCGAACCUCGGAUGGGGGUUCUCGUUCCUCUCAGCGAGACCAGAAGAAUAACUUUGGAGGGAUCAUGUGUUUUCAGUGUGGCUCCAAGAGUCAUACCAGGAAUGAUUGCCCGUUGGAUCACGCUAUAUGCUUCUAUUGUAAGCUUCCGGGGCAUGAGAGUCGAAAUUGCACUCUGAAGGCUCAAUUAGAGACGACUAAAGAGACCACUCAGGGAGGGCGACCCACCCAGCCACGACAGCAGAAGGGACCUCAGAGGACUCAGAACGUUUCAUAUCAGCCGCAACUGCCGAGACCCCAGGGAAAAGUGUACCAUAUCCAGGGUCAGGAGUAUCCAGUGAUGCCAGCGACCACGCAGUACUCUACUGCAGCGUCCCCUUACUAA
Messenger RNA from Zingiber officinale, 897 nucleotides. RefSeq lists its product as uncharacterized. Lineage: Eukaryota; Viridiplantae; Streptophyta; Magnoliopsida; Zingiberales; Zingiberaceae. The record is from RefSeq and is a predicted model, not a curated record. The coding region runs from base 1 to 897 and encodes 298 amino acids. Gene Ontology annotation, molecular function: zinc ion binding; nucleic acid binding. The transcript has a single exon.